AAUCCAGUUCAGUAGAACGGCUUCAUGGCACAAAGGUUCUGGAAGGGAACAUCACGAGCCUAGAACCCAGUCCGAUACAGAUGCUGUGAGACGGCCCGUCCAGCAGGACCUUCAUGUAAAGGCAGAGGUUAAGCUGUAGAUCCUGGAUGCUGAGGCUGGGGGUUCAUUUGGGUCAUCUGGUUCUGAUAGUUUCCUGGACUGAGAAGAGAAAGGCCUGCAGAUGAUGGAUAAUUUCUCAGGUUUUAACUCUGGGCCUGUGAAUAAAAGCAGCUCCAGGAGGUUCUCCAAGAGGGGCCUCCUGGAGAACCUCCUGGAGCUGCUUGGACCUCCUGCGGGUCAGCAGGCGGCUCUGCGCCGUCUCGUUUGCAUAGAUACGUCCCUGCUUCCGGGCUGGGUCUGCAGAACUUGCUCGCUGCCUGUAAUCCAAGUGAACUCUUACUUCCUCGUCGCUAGCAGCGGAUAGAGGAACUGACCGCCCUGCGGCUGCAGCUCUACAUCCUCCAGCAGCCGCUUCACCUCCAGCUUCUCGUCUCGACCAGGCCGGCGCAGCGAGGAGCGCUUCACCCGCAGCUGCAGAAAUGGCUCGCUCAGGGUCGCAGGGCGAGAUGACCGAGUACAAGAAGAUCCUGAUCAAACGGGACCUGGAGAUGGGGGUGGUCAUGACGGUGUUUCGGCAGAAGGCGGAGCGGCUCACGGUGCAGGUCAUCAUGGAGACCCAGCAGGUGGCCUGGACUCGCACUGCAGAUAAAACUGAUGGUGUCUUGGACCUGUUUGAGAUCAGAGAAGUCCGUCCAGGAAGAAACUCCAAAGACUUUGAGCGCUUCAAAGACGGGAAGGACAAGCACAGCGAGAACACCUGCUUCACCAUCUUCUACGGCUCCCAGUUUGUCCUCAGCACCCUCAGCCUGGGAGCGGAUUCUGUGGAGGAGGCUCAGAAAUGGCUGAUAGGCCUGGAGCUGCUGAGAGAGGAGACUCUGGCCGCUCCGACUCCGGUUCUGAUAGAGAGCUGGCUCAGGAAGCAGAUGUACUCCGUCAGCCAGACCAAGAAGAACAGCCUCUCUGUGAAGGAGCUGAAGUCUCUUCUGCCCAUGAUGAACUACAAGGCCCCCAGCUCUCGCACCCUCAAAGACAAAUUACAGGAAGUGGGAAUAAAGAAAGACCGUCUGGACUUUGAGCAGUUCCAUAAGUUUUAUAACCUGAUGAUGUUUGAGCAGAAUGAGAUCCUGGAUGAGUUUAAAAAGGAAGCUUGUUCCUUUAUUCUGGGAAACACGGAUAAACUGGACGCUUCAGCGGUUCUGCUGCACGAUUUCCAACGAUUUCUCCUUUAUGACCAGCAGGAACCCUGGGCCAGUGAUCUGAACCAGGUCAGAGAGCUGAUGACCAUCUUCAUCGAUGACACCAUGAGAAAAACUAACGACCCUGAGUUCACCGUCAGCGAGUUCCUCAGCUUUCUGUUCUCCAAAGAGAACUCAGUUUGGGAUGAGAAGUUCUCCAAGAUCAACAACCUGGACAUGAACAACCCGUUGUCCCAUUACUGGAUCAGCUCCUCUCACAACACCUACCUGACAGGAGAUCAGCUUCGCAGCGAGUCGUCCACAGAGGCCUACGUUCGCUGUCUGCGUCUGGGAUGCCGCUGCGUUGAAUUGGACUGCUGGGAAGGCCCCGGGGAGCCCAUCAUCUACCACGGCUGGACCAGGACCACCAAGAUCAAGUUUGAGGAUGUGGUCAAGGCCAUAAACGAGCACGCCUUCGUCACGUCAGACUUCCCGGUCAUCCUGUCCAUAGAGGAGCACUGCCCCAUAGACCAGCAGCGUCAGAUGGCUCGCAUCUUCAAGGAAGUGCUGGGAGACAAACUUCUGACUGAACCUGUGGAGCAGAUGGCCGAGCAGCUGCCCUCGCCCACCCAGCUGAAGGGGAAGAUCAUCCUGAAGCACAAAAAGCUCAACGUGGAGGGAGGAGCAACAACCAAAGACUUCAAGAAGGGCCAGAAGCAGGGAGACUUGGAGAUCUGGGACCCAGUGGAUCAGCGCUGGAACCGGCACUACUGCGUGAUCUCCGAUGACAAGCUGUACUACGCUGAGGAGUACGAGGAGGAAGAGGAAGAUCCCCAGAAGUACCAGGACCUGCACUUAGCAGAACCAUGGUUCCACGGUCGCAUGAAGGAGGGCAGGCAGAUGGCUGAGCGACUGAUCCAUGACUACUGUGCAGAAACCGGAGGACAGGACGGCACCUUCCUGUUCCGACAGAGUGACACCUACACCAGCGACUUCACCCUCUCCUUCUGGCGCAGCGGGAGAGUCCAGCACUGCCGCAUCCGCUCCGGCUCAGAGGGAGGCCACACCUACUUCUACCUGACCCCUAACCUGCACUUCCCCAGCAUCUUCUCUCUGAUCCAGCACUACAGGGAAAACCCGCUGCGCUGCCAGGACUUUGAGCUGCGCCUCACUGAAGCCGUGCCCAAACGUGACCCUCAUCUGCAGGAGCGAUGGUUCUACAGUAACCUGAGCAGAGGCCAAGCAGAGGAUUACCUGCUCAGGAUCCCAAGAGACGGAGCUUUCCUCAUCCGGCAGAGGGAAGGAGAACCGGACUCCUUUGCCAUCACAUUCAGAGGCGACGGGAAGGUGAAGCACUGCCGCAUCCAGAAGGAGGGCAACGUGUACCUGCUGGGCACCACCACAGAGUUCGAGAGUCUGGUGGAGCUGGUCAACUACUUCAAGAAGAAGCCGCUGUAUCGCAAGAUCAAGCUGCGCUACCCGGUCACCCCGGAGCUGGUGGAGCGCUUCAGCACCAACGAGAACUGUUCUUCUCUGUAUAUGGAGACGUAUGUGAAACCCAACGAGAUCGAGCCGUCGCUGCCCCAAAACACGGUGAGGGCUUUAUACAACUACCAAGCCAAGAGACCCGAUGAGCUCAGUUUCACUAAAGGAGCUUUGAUACACAACGUGUCGAAGGAAGUUAGUGGAUGGUGGAAAGGCGACUACGGAGGACGGCUGCAGAUGUUCUUUCCUGCAAACUACGUGGAGGAAAUCUCCAACAGCGCCCCGACAGAAGCUGCAGCUCAGGAAAUGGAGGACAACCCUCUGGGUGAACUUUGUAAGGGUGUUUUGGAAAUAUCCAGUUACAACAUCCAAAACAUGAAGAACGGUAAAUACGGGAAGCCGCAUGUGCUGACCCUGCAGAACAAGGAGCAGGACAGCGUGCAGUUUGACCUGGCCACCGACUCCUUGGAGGAGCUGUACGAGUGGUACCAGAUGGCCUGGGGCAUAUCGCAGAGGGAGCAGAGCAAGCAGUACAACAGGGAGCAGGAGAUGAGACAACAGGAGGAAGUGGAGAAGAAGGCGGAGGUGGCCAUGGAGAUGUCUGACCUGGUGGUCUACUGUCAGCCUCAGAGCAAGGAGAAGGACCGCUUCGACAGCUACAACUACAAGCAGAUCCGCUCCUUCGUGGAGAACAAGAUCCCCGGAAAGAGCCGCACCAAGGCCUUCCUGCGCUACAACCGCAGCGCUCUGAGCCGGGUCUACCCCAAAGGCCAGCGAGUGGAGUCCUCCAACUACGACCCCUACCCACUGUGGGCCGUGGGCUGCCACAUGGUGGCGCUCAACUACCAGACUGCAGAUAAAUACACCCAGCUGAACAGCGCCCUCUUCAGCCUGAACGGACACACCGGCUACGUGCUGCAGCCGGAGAUGAUGCGCACCGACAGCUACGACCCCCACCAGGAGAAGAAGAAAGUCAAGUACAACAUUAGAAUCAAGGUGAUCGCCGCCAGGCACCUCCCUAAACCCGGCCGCAGCAUCGCCAGCCCGUUUGUGGAGGUGGAGCUGUGUGGACACUCAGAGGAGAAGUUCAAGACCAUCGUUUACCGGGACAACGGUCUGAACCCGGUGUGGAAAGCCCCAGCAGAACCCGUGGAGUUCACCGUCUACGAGCCGGAGCUCACCUUCCUCCGCUUUGUGGUCAACGAGGAAGACAUGUUCUCAGACCCCAACUUCCUGGCUCAGGCCACGUUUCCUGUCAAAGGCCUGCGCUCAGGGUACCGCUCCGUGCCUCUGAAGAACGGCUACAGUGAAAACCUGGAGCUGGCCUCUCUGCUCGUCUACAUCAGCGUGCAGCAGGCGGGGAAAGCCGAGGAGGAGCUGUACUCGUCUUCCAGCCAGCUGAGGAAGAAGCAGGCCGAGCACAGCGAGCCCUUCCUGUACGACACGCACAGCAACCUGCAGCGCUCCACGCCUCCUCCUCAGAACCAGCUCAUCAGGGAGUCCAGCGAGAGGCACAGGUCAAAGGAGAAGAAGAUAAACAACAGCAAGUUUUACUCCUGAGGACUCGUCUGCCCAGCUGCAGACUGAAGUUCUUCCAGACGGACCAGGAUCUGAACGGUUUAAGCUUUUCCUGCCAGGACUGAAAUCAUUGCAACCAAAUGGCAACAAUCUGAUGUUACCAGCAAAUACUAUUUAUUUAGACUCAAAUCCUCUGAAGGAUCUUAUAUUUUUACAGGUAUGGAAACAUUUCAGGAGUCUGGAGAUGUUUGGGGGAAUGUUACUGGUGUUGUGGAGCGCGUGGAUUCAAACUGCCUGCUGUAUUUAUUUUGAACGCCAGCGCAGCGUCAGGGAGCUCGUUGUGCCGAUGGCCGUUCGUUCUGAUGCUUUUCUUCCUUUAGGGUCUGAAAUCAGGUCAACUUGAACCAAACCACACAAACAGAAUGUUUGCAAUGCUAGAAUGGAUGCAGAUGAUAUUUCUAAAGCCUUCACCAUGGCUGAGUUAAUAAAGAGUGCUUAUUUCACCUUUAGCCAUUAUUCCUCCUUUCAAUGUACUCGUUUUUUACGUUGCUCUGUGGGAAACUUUGGUGUUUUCUGCCUUUCCUAGCUGAAUAAAUUAUUAAAAUUCUACCUGA
Molecule: messenger RNA, 4891 nt
Organism: Fundulus heteroclitus (mummichog)
Lineage: Eukaryota; Metazoa; Chordata; Actinopteri; Cyprinodontiformes; Fundulidae
Gene: plcg2
Product: phospholipase C, gamma 2
Exons: 33
Coding region: 579-4319 (1246 amino acids)
Biological process (GO): positive regulation of epithelial cell migration; phosphatidylinositol-mediated signaling; phospholipid catabolic process
Molecular function (GO): protein binding; phosphatidylinositol-4,5-bisphosphate phospholipase C activity
Source: RefSeq, a predicted model, not a curated record